AUGAAGACAAAUGACUGGGAGGACAUCAAACCAGUGUGGCAGGAGUAUGCCCAGGAACAGUUCGGUGCCGGAGCACGGGAAGGUGGCCAACAGAUGAAGGGAGGUCGCAAGAGAAUCCAAAAACCAGCCUUUGAGCUCGACACUGACGAGGAUGGGAUGCCGUUGCUUCUGGACAUCACCAAAACAAAACUCGAGGAGAAGAAGGCCAUAGUCAGGGCUUUCUCACAUCGCACUAUCAUGAGUCAAUCCUUGCUACAUCCGGGACAUUGUUGA
Molecule: messenger RNA, 273 nt
Organism: Suillus bovinus
Lineage: Eukaryota; Fungi; Basidiomycota; Agaricomycetes; Boletales; Suillaceae
Exons: 2
Coding region: 1-273 (90 amino acids)
Source: RefSeq, a predicted model, not a curated record